Molecule: messenger RNA, 357 nt
Organism: Striga hermonthica
Lineage: Eukaryota; Viridiplantae; Streptophyta; Magnoliopsida; Lamiales; Orobanchaceae
Source: the annotation of a GenBank genome assembly
AUGGCAGGCUGCUCUACUGUGAGCUGUUUCUGGGCCCUGGCUCUAGUUGGCCUGGUCGCAUUGGGCCCGCGGGUUUGGGCUGAGAUCCAGUGCAACGACGCGGUCUCCCAGGUGCUCCCAUGCGAGGCCUACCUGCUAAGCGGGGAGGCCCAGCCCAACGCUGCCUGCUGCGCCGCCGUCCAGUCGCUGGACAAGAUGGUCAUGUCAUCCACCGGGGACCGCCGGGCCAUCUGCCAGUGCUUCAAGGGGAUUGCCAACUCACUGCCCGUUAACCUGGACAAGGCCCAGCGGCUGCCUAACCUCUGCCACGUCACCGUUACCGUCAAGAUAGAUCCCAAUGUCAACUGUGACAGGUAA